AUGUCAUCUAAACGUGAUUUCCAUAAUGUCAGUAAUUUAGUUCUCGGUUGUGGGACGUUCAAUCAUCAAUACAAUGAUGAUCCUACUGAAGUUCCCGUGAAACAACUUCUUGAAUUAGCAAUGAAAUCUGGAGUCAAUACCAUAGAUACUUCCCCAUACUACGGACCCAGCGAAUUACUUAUUGGACAGGCAUUAUCACAAAUGUCUUGGAAGAGAUCCGAACUGACCAUAUGCACCAAGGUUGGACGUGUGGAAGAGGAUGUAUUUGAUUAUACUGCGAAGGGUGUAAGAGCUAGUGUGAUGCGUUCUUUAAAAAGGUUACUUGGUGGAUCUUUUACCUCCGAAGAUAACAAAUCAUGGUACCUUGAUAUUGUGUAUUUACAUGAUGUUGAGUUUCAAACAGUAGAACAGGGAUUAACAGCAUUACGUGAAUUAAGGGUAUUACAAAAGGAGGGAUACAUUCAUCAUAUUGGAAUUUCAGGUUAUCCAUUGGAUUAUUUAUAUAAAUUAGCUUUAUUAUGCGUUAAGGAUUCAAAUAUCGGUCCAUUAGAUUGUAUGCUAUCAUAUUGUAAUUUAAACUUACAAAACAUUGAUCUACUGAAUUAUUACGAUCUUCUUAAAGAAGAAUGUCAAAUAGGUCAAAUAGCCAAUGCAUCUGUCCUUUCUAUGUCCUUAUUAAGAGAACAAGAAACUAGAUAUUUCCAUCCGGCAUCACCAGAAUUGCAAGAGGCUGUUAAAUCGGCAGCUACAUAUUGUAACCAGAAGGACAUGACCUUGGCUGAUUUAGCUGUCAAAUACGCAUUAGUUCAAUGGAACUUGCGAGGCCCCACAGUCAUUGGGUUCAGUAAUGUAGCUGAAUUUCAAGAGGCAUUCAAAAUUUAUACGACAUUGUCUCAGGAUGGUUACACCUUGACGGAAUCGGAACAACAAGCCGUUUCACAUAUACAACAUGAAAUACUUGGAACUCAUUUCAAUGAGAAAUGGUCAUCAGGUAUCACCCAUCCAGACAGUUGA
Molecule: messenger RNA, 1014 nt
Organism: Maudiozyma saulgeensis
Lineage: Eukaryota; Fungi; Ascomycota; Saccharomycetes; Saccharomycetales; Saccharomycetaceae
Source: the annotation of a GenBank genome assembly